CCACUUUCAUUAGAACCUUCCUCUCCUCCUCACCUCGCCUCAGUCCCCACACGCUUGCCUUCUUUGACAUGGCUCCUUAAGCCCUCACCCAGAAUUCCCAAUUGCCAAUAUUUUUCUUUCAAAUCCCUCUUUUCUUAUUCUCUAAUUUUCAAUCCAAGAAUUUUUCUUUCUCAAAUCCAUCAUCAUAUUAUAAUCAAUCGAUCAAUCAAAACACAAAAUUAUUUAUAGGGUUUCUCAUUUCAUCCCAAACUUUCACAUGUUAUCUUCUGUUGAUUGAUUGAUCAGGAACUUCUAUAAGAUGUAUAGCAAUUUCAAGGAGCAAGCAAUAGAGUACGUCAGGCAAGCCGUACAAGAAGAUAAUGCCGGUAACUAUGCUAAGGCCUUCCCUUUGUACAUGAACGCGCUCGAGUACUUCAAAACGCAUUUGAAGUAUGAGAAGAACCCUAAGAUUCGGGAAGCUAUAACCCAAAAAUUCACUGAGUAUCUUCGUCGUGCUGAGGAGAUCCGGGCUGUGCUCGAUGAAGGUGGCCCUGGGCCUGCCUCCAAUGGGGAUGCUGCUGUUGCUACCCGCCCCAAGACCAAGCCUAAGGAUGGAGAAGAUGGUGAGGAUCCGGAACAAGCCAAAUUGAGGGCUGGACUGAAUUCUGCAAUUAUUAGGGAAAAGCCCAACGUCAAGUGGAAUGAUGUGGCUGGACUUGAGAGCGCGAAACAGGCGUUGCAGGAAGCUGUUAUUUUGCCUGUUAAGUUCCCCCAAUUCUUUACAGGGAAGAGACGACCUUGGAGAGCUUUUCUUUUGUAUGGGCCACCUGGAACUGGGAAGUCUUACUUGGCCAAGGCAGUUGCAACUGAAGCAGACUCUACUUUUUUCAGUAUUUCUUCUUCGGACCUGGUUUCAAAGUGGAUGGGUGAAAGCGAAAAGCUUGUGUCCAAUCUUUUCCAAAUGGCACGUGAUAGUGCUCCUUCAAUUAUUUUUAUUGAUGAGAUAGAUUCCUUGUGUGGCCAGCGUGGUGAAGGUAAUGAGAGUGAAGCUUCAAGACGUAUCAAGACAGAACUACUUGUGCAGAUGCAGGGUGUAGGUAACAAUGACCAGAAAGUUCUUGUUCUUGCAGCAACGAACACACCAUAUGCCCUAGAUCAGGCCAUCAGGCGACGUUUUGACAAGCGAAUAUAUAUUCCUCUCCCAGAUUUGAAGGCUCGGCAGCACAUGUUCAAAGUGCAUCUUGGAGAUACCCCUCACAACUUGACCGAAAGUGAUUUUGAAGUCUUAGCUCGCAAGACUGAGGGUUUUUCGGGUUCAGAUAUUUCUGUUUGUGUCAAGGAUGUCCUCUUUGAACCUGUUCGUAAAACACAGGAUGCCAUGUUUUUCGUCGAGACUCCUAAUGGCAUGUGGGUGCCAUGUGGACCAAAGCAACCGGGUGCUGUCCAAAUUACCAUGCAGGAACUGGCAGCACAAGGACUAGCAGCCCAGAUCCUUCCCCCUCCUAUCACAAAAACGGAUUUUGAUAAGGUCCUUGCAAGGCAAAGGCCAACUGUGAGCAAAGCUGAUUUAGAGGUUCAUGAGAGAUUCACAAAGGAGUUUGGAGAGGAAGGCUAAUGAACGUGGUGAUAUGAUCAAUCCAUACUCAUGAAUUCAACUGCUAUGAUAUGUAUUUUAGUUGUUACUGCUGGUUCCAGUGAAUUGCAUCAAAAGGGGAAGCUGGCUUGACUUUCCCUUUGUAUUGAGAUGAAAAAACUGAAUUGAAUACUCGUUAAAUUGCUUGUUUCAAAUUGUGUAAAGAAGAUUUUUAGAAAUAUCAUCGCAGAAUGUUAUUA
Molecule: messenger RNA, 1812 nt
Organism: Hevea brasiliensis (rubber tree)
Lineage: Eukaryota; Viridiplantae; Streptophyta; Magnoliopsida; Malpighiales; Euphorbiaceae
Product: protein SUPPRESSOR OF K(+) TRANSPORT GROWTH DEFECT 1
Exons: 8
Coding region: 299-1594 (431 amino acids)
Biological process (GO): endosomal transport; vacuole organization
Molecular function (GO): ATP hydrolysis activity; ATP binding
Source: RefSeq, a predicted model, not a curated record